This is a messenger RNA of Coccinella septempunctata (seven-spotted ladybird), 675 nucleotides long. RefSeq names its product 52 kDa repressor of the inhibitor of the protein kinase-like. The transcript has a single exon. The record is from RefSeq and is a predicted model, not a curated record. Lineage: Eukaryota; Metazoa; Arthropoda; Insecta; Coleoptera; Coccinellidae. The coding region runs from base 1 to 675 and encodes 224 amino acids.
AUGUUUGUCGAAGUUGUUAAACUAACUGGUGAAAACAUUGCUCAUCAUAUUUUGAGGGCUUUGGAGAACCUUAACCUGGACAUCACAUUGUGUCGAGGUCAAGCUUAUGAUGGAGGAGCCAACAUGAGCGGUAAAAUAAAAGGUAUUCAGGCACGCAUAGCCAGCAUUCAGCCUUUAGCCUUUUUUACUCACUGCGCAAGCCAUCGACUCAAUUUAGCCAUUAGUACAGUCUGCGCCGUACCCAGCAUAAGGAAUGCAGUAGGGGUUAUCUCAAGUGUAGCAAAUUUUUUUCGUGACUCAGCUCAACGAAUACAUCUCCUCAGGGAAGAAAUGAAAGCUCAUCUGCCAAAGGAGCAACAAAAUAUAUUUAAAAAAAUCUGUGAAACUAGAUGGGUGGAGAGACAUGAAGCAGUUUUGACAUUUUUGGACAUCUUGCCGUGUCUUCCUGAAAUAUUGCAAAAAAUGUCUGAUGAAGAUCAAGGAAACAGAAGAGGUUCUACAAGUCCAUUUUCGUUGCUCCAAUCUAUAAUGUCGUCGGAAUUUCUCAUAAGCUUGGUAAUUCUCUCUGAUAUUUUGGGAAUCACGCUGCCCCUAUCCCGAUCAUUACAAGCCAUUGAAAGUGACAUAAUUUCUGCAAUGAAGCUUAUAAAAGCGACGACAGCAAGUCUGCAGUGA